This is a messenger RNA of Myxozyma melibiosi, 1196 nucleotides long. Its product is annotated as chaperonin 10-like protein. The transcript is spliced from 3 exons. Lineage: Eukaryota; Fungi; Ascomycota; Lipomycetes; Lipomycetales; Lipomycetaceae. Gene Ontology annotation, cellular component: cytoplasm. The coding region runs from base 40 to 1089 and encodes 349 amino acids. The record is from RefSeq and is a predicted model, not a curated record. Gene Ontology annotation, molecular function: zinc ion binding; alcohol dehydrogenase (NAD+) activity.
CUACUCUACUACUCUACUCUACUACUCUACUCUACUACCAUGGUCAACAUCCCCUCCACCCAGAAGGCCGUCGUCUUUGAGAAAUCAGGCGGCCCCCUCGUCUACAAAGACAUCCCCGUCGCCACCCCCGGCCCCGAAGAGAUCCUCAUCAACGUCAAGUACUCUGGCGUCUGCCACACCGAUCUCCACGCCUGGAAGGGCGACUGGCCUUUGGACACUAAACUCCCCCUCGUCGGUGGCCACGAAGGCGCCGGUGUCGUCGUAGCUAAAGGCGACCAGGUCACCAACUUUGAACUCGGCGACCUCGCCGGCAUCAAAUGGCUCAACGGCUCCUGCCUCUCCUGCGAGAUGUGCAACCUCGGAUUCGAGCCCAACUGCCCGCACGCCCUGCUCUCCGGCUACACCGUCGACGGCUCGUUCCAGCAGUACGCCAUCGCAAAGGCCAUCCACGCCGCCCCCAUCCCCAAGGGCACCGAUCUCGCAAAGGUCGCCCCGAUCCUCUGCGCCGGAAUCACAGUCUACAACGCAAUCAAAGAGUCUGGUGUCAAGCCCGGCCAGUGGCUCGCCAUCACCGGCGCCGGCGGCGGUCUCGGCACCCUCUGCAUCCAGUACGCAAAGAUCAUGGGUCUCCGCGUCGUCAGCGUCGACACCGGCGACGCCAAGGCCAAGCUCACCUCGCAGCUCGGAUCCGAGGUCUUUAUCGACUUUGCGACCACGCCCGACAUUGUCUCCGAGGUCAUCAAGGUCACCGACGGCGGACCCCACGCCGUCAUCAACGUCGCCGUCGCAGAGAAGCCGUUCGAGCUGUCGUGCAGAUACGUGCGCCCACGUGGCACCGUCGUCGCCGUCGGUCUCCCCGCCAACGCCUACAUCCGAUCAGAGAUCUUCUCGACCGUGAUCAAGUCCAUCACUAUUAAGGGUUCUUAUGUCGGCAACCGCGCCACCACCACCGAGGCCCUUGAUUUCUUUGCGCGCGGUCUGGUUGAGUCGCCUAUUAAGAUCGUUGGUCUUUCGGAGCUGCCGAAGGUUUAUGAGUUGAUGGAGAAGGGUGAGAUUGCGGGCAGAUAUGUGCUGGACACUAGCAAGUGAUUAAGUGAGGCAGCUGUGCUGUCUUGUUUCUUGUUUCUUGUUUCUGUGAUGCCCGAAUGUUUUGUUUUGUUUUGUUUGCUUUGCUGUAAUGAAAAUGUCGCCUCUUU